Syngnathus typhle (broad-nosed pipefish) is the source of this 2370-nucleotide messenger RNA. RefSeq names its product atlastin-3-like. The coding region runs from base 205 to 1737 and encodes 510 amino acids. Gene Ontology annotation, molecular function: GTPase activity; GTP binding. The transcript is spliced from 14 exons. Lineage: Eukaryota; Metazoa; Chordata; Actinopteri; Syngnathiformes; Syngnathidae. The record is from RefSeq and is a predicted model, not a curated record. Gene Ontology annotation, biological process: endoplasmic reticulum organization; protein homooligomerization.
CCCGGAAGUGUGUAGGAUUUGCGCCUGGAAUAAGUUGACAUGGUUGUUUUCAUGCCAGUGUUGGAGAGAGAAAAAAAAGUUACGUUGGUGUGAGCAGAUCCAAUCUAACGAGUUCGUCUUAAAACCCGUCGAAGGCUUUUAAGAGCUUUCAUACAACAAUUCACAGCCAGGGAGGGAAACAAAGUCACAGUUGAGGCAGCAGCAAUGGGGAGCAAACCGGGCCCAGUUCAGAUAGUGACGGUGUGCAAGGAGGAUCACUCCUUUACGCUGGACGAGGAAGCGCUCGAGCGCGUCCUCUUGACCCCGACCGUGCGAGACAAAAAUGUGGUGGUGCUUUCGGUGGCCGGCGCCUUCAGGAAGGGCAAGAGCUUCCUGCUCGACUUCAUGUUGCGAUAUAUGUACAGAAAGGGUGACGAAAACUGGCUGGGUAACGACGACGAGCCCCUGACGGGAUUCUCCUGGCGAGGUGGCUCGGAACCGGAGACGACCGGCAUCCAGAUCUGGAGCGAGGUCUUCCCCAUCCAGAAAAGUGAUGGAAGCGAGGUGGCAGUAAUGCUUAUGGACACUCAGGGAGCUUUUGAUAACCAGUCCACAGUGAAAGACUGUGCCACCAUCUUUGCCCUCAGCACCAUGACCAGCUCCAUUCAGAUUUACAAUUUGUCCCAGAACAUCCAAGAAGAUGACCUGCAGCAGCUACAGCUUUUCACCGAGUACGGCCGGCUGGCCUUGGAUGAAAUCUUCCUGAAGCCUUUCCAGUCCUUGAUGUUCCUCAUCCGCGACUGGAGCUUCCCCUACGAGUACACGUACGGCUUUAAAGGAGGCAACGAAUUCCUGGAGAAACGAUUACAGGUCAAGGAGGCCCAGCACGAGGAGCUGCAAACGGUGAGGGAGCACAUCCACUCCUGCUUCACCAACAUUUCCUGCUUCCUGCUGCCACACCCUGGUUUGAGAGUUGCCACCAGCCCGACUUUUGAAGGACAACUUAAUGCGGUGGCACUGGAGUUCAAAGAGCAGCUGAAGAUUUUGAUCCCCGAUCUCCUGCAUCCCGACAACUUGGCCGAGAAGGAGAUCAAUGGAAACAAAGUCACCUGCAGAGGCCUGCUGGAGUACUUCAAGGCUUACAUCAAGAUUUACCAGGGAGAGGACUUGCCCCAGCCAAAGAGUAUGCUCAUGGCGACAGCGGAGGCCAACAACCUGGCAGCCGUGGCGGCGAGUAAAGAUCAGUAUUACAGGAACAUGGAGAAGAUGUGUGGCGGAGACCUGCCCUAUGUGUCUCCUGAGUCACUGGAGGAGAAGCACCAAUUUUACUUCAAGGAGGCUCUCUUCUCCUUCUCCUCCACCAAGAAGAUGGGCGGCCAGGAGUUUUGCGACCGCUACCAAGAGCAGCUGGAGAAGGAGCUGGUGGAGAUGUGGGAGUCGUUCACCAAGCACAACGAGUCAAAGAAUCUGUUCAGUGCAUUCCGAACUCCAGCCGUGCUGUUCGUGCUCGUCUGCCUCCUGUACGUGCUGUCGGGUGUGCUGCUCUUCGUGGGCCUGUCCACCUUCGCCCUGGUGUGCGACUGCGUCCUGGGCUUGGUCAUGAUGUCCAUGCUGACUUGGGCCUUCAUCCGCUACUCGGGCCGCUACCGGGAUGUGGGCGGAGCCAUCGACCAGGCGGCGGGCACCGUGCUGGAACAGGCCACGGUGGUGCUGAACAAGUCGAGAGAACAGAGGCUUUCCGUGAAGAAAUCCAGUUAGAGGACCGGCGAGGCUUUUGGUCAUCUCGACGCCACGCAAAUCUACAGCCGACACAGAGCCGCAUUCAGCCUUAUCAUUGCGCCCCCCCCCCCCCCCCCCUUCCAUUUCUUCUCCCCUAACCCUUUCUCUGUGAGAACAUACAACACCAAAAAAAAAAAAAAAAAAAGCACAAGAGAAGGAUACAUUCCCAAAAGCCAGCAUGUUUCAUACCCGCGUUGGGACACAAGCUGCCUGCUUUGAAAGCAUCGCACCUUCUGUCGAUCCUGCCGCAUUUCCAAAAGAUUCACCAGGAAAAAUUCUUUCCAGCGGUUACAGGCUUCUUUUUGCACAAUUUGGUUGUCUACCUUAUGAGUAUGGCUUUUGCAGCUUUUUAUAUGCAUAUUUUAGAAGCUCAAUUUAUUUUCUUUUACAGUGUGCCUUGAAAGCGUUCCAGUCUCGAUGGAGACGUAACAUUCCUGAUCAAGUUCGGUUGUUCCCUUUUGCUGAAGUAGCAAGGAGGAGAUUAUUGCAGUAAUGUCACCAAAUCAGACCACAGUAGAGCGUGAGCCUAAAAUGAGCGUCAAAUGUAAAGAAUUUCUUAUGGAUGGCAGCAAAAGGCUACUAUUGGAUUGAUAAAUUGACCUACUCAAUUCA